CCAACUGCUCCCUUUUACCCACUCAUGGCCUCGUUGUACGUGGGCGACUUGCACGUGGACGUGACCGAGGCCAUGCUGUAUGAGAGGCUGAGCCGCAUCGGAGUCAUUUUAUCCAUCCGCGUAUGUCGAGACAUGAUGACCGGCCGCUCUCUGGGUUACGCGUGCGUCAAUUUCCAGCAGCUCGCAGACGCCGAACACGCGCUGGACACUAUGAACUUUGACCUGAUCAAGGGGCAGCCCAUGCGAAUCAUGUGGUGGCAGCGGGACCCUUCGCUAAGGAAGAGCGGUGUGGGGAACGUCUUCAUCAAGAACCUGGACCGAUCCAUUGACAACAAUGUACUGUACGACAUCUUCUCUUUCUUCGGUAACAUCCUGUCUGGAAAGGUGGUUUGUGACGAGAAUGGCUCAAAAGGCUACGGCUUUGUACACUUCGAGACUCAGGAGGCAGCCGAGAGAGCCAUCGUGGAGAUGAACGGCAAGCUUCUCAAAGAUCGAAAAGUAUUUGUGGGCCACUUCAAAUCCCGCAAAGAGCGCGAGGCUGAACUGGCGGUCCGGGCUAAGGAGUUUACUAACGUUUACGUGAAAAACUUUGGUGAAGACGUGGACGACAACAUGUUAAGGGAGAUCUUCAGAACGUUCGGAAACACCACCAGCGUCCGGGUCAUGAUGGACGAAGAUGGCUCAUGUCGAGGCUUUGGUUUCGUCAGUUUCGCCAGGCAUGAAGAUGCCCAAAAGGCAGUGGAUGAAAUGAACGGGAAGGAGUUCCAUGGCAGGAUGAUGUACGUCAGCCGUGCCCAGAAGAAGGUGGAGCGGCAGGCCGAGCUCAAGCGGAAAUUUGAGCAGAUGAAGCAAGAUCGCAUCUCACGCAACCAGGGCGUGAACUUGUACGUGAAGAACCUUGACGACGGGAUUGACGACGACUGCCUGCGCAAAGAAUUUGAGCCCUUCGGCAUCAUAACCAGCGCCAAGGUGAUGACACAGGGCGGGCGUAGCAAAGGCUUCGGGUUUGUCUGCUUCUCGUCUCCCGAUGAGGCAGGCAAAGCGGUAGCGGAGAUGAACGGGCGCAUCGUGGCCACCAAGCCUCUAUACGUGGCGCUGGCACAGAGGAAGGAAGAGCGCCAGGCAUACCUGACCCGCCAGUACAUCCAACGGAUGACCAACACACGUCCCGUGCCCAAUCAGGUCAUCAACCCCUACCAGGCGGCGCCGCCCCCGGCCUACUUUAUAGCGCCUGUGCCGCAAGCGCAGAACCGCACUGCCGCGUUCUUCCCAGCGGCCGCGCAGGUGGCACAAAUGUGUCCAGGACCUCGCUGGGCCAGCGGAGGUACUGUCUCACAAUACUACCCGAACCUGCCUACAACCCUGCGGAAUUCGAGUACUAGCCCACCUGUGCGGUCCUCCUCCCAGGGUCCCCGUGGGAUAUCCGGUCAGCGCGUGGCCCCUCAGACACUAAGCCCCCGACCAGGGACCCCACUCACCCCUGUGGUGGGAAGUCCUCAGUACAAGUACGCUACGGGAAUCCGCAGCCCCACAAACCACGUUCAGGCUACACAGCCUACCGGUCACACUCCCAAGCCUCUAACGGCCUCCAUGUUGGCUUCGGCUCCUCCACUGGAGCAGAAGCAGAUGCUAGGUGAGUGUUUGUUCCCGCUCAUCCAGAGCAUGCAUCAAGACCUGGCGGGGAAGAUCACCGGCAUGUUGCUGGAGAUCGACAACUCUGAGCUGCUCCACAUGUUGGAGUCCCCGGAGUCACUUAGCUCAAAAGUGGAUGAGGCGGUGGCUGUGCUUCAAGCCCAUCAGGCCAAAGAAUCGACCCAGAAAACCUACUGA
Molecule: messenger RNA, 1830 nt
Organism: Nerophis lumbriciformis (worm pipefish)
Lineage: Eukaryota; Metazoa; Chordata; Actinopteri; Syngnathiformes; Syngnathidae
Source: RefSeq, a predicted model, not a curated record